CAACACUUUGAAUCCCUAUAUAAGCCCACAAUAAUCCUCAUUUUCAUCUCAAAUUCUCUGAUUUCAUCACAUAGAGCAACUUGCCUCUAUCAACAUGAGCUCUGCUCAGAACCUGAAAGCCCAUUCCUUGAAACAUUGCAAGAAAAGAUUGAGCCAAGACCAAGUUAGGCUGCUAGAAGCAAAUUUCAGUUCCAACAAGAAGCUUGAACCAGAGAGAAAGCUCCAGCUUGCUCGACAACUAGGCGUUCCACCGCGACAAAUCGCGAUUUGGUAUCAAAACAAGAGAGCCCGGUGGAAGAAUCAAAGCCUUGAACUUGACUACGGUGCACUUCAACUGAGGCUAGAAACUGCAUUGGCUGAAAAGAGACAACUUGAGAAAGAAGUGGGGCAACUUCAAAUUGAGCUGCAGAAGACCAGAGAAAAUUUACUUGCUUGUACGAAGCAAGCACAAGAAAUUCUUCCAUUUUCAUCCUUUUCGAGUUGUGGUGACGAAGCUGGAGGCUCUAGUAGCUUGAGCUUGCAUGAAGAUGUUAGCUGUUCUUGGCAAGACGGCCGUCAGGGCUUGCAACUUGAGGAGCUUUAUGCCUGUUUGAUGGGAUCAGAAGGAUCGGCCCGCGGUUCAGUUGGGCGAAAUGAAAAAAUAUUUCUUGUAUAAGACAGAAAAAGUGCAUCUUAUGUUAUGAUCAUCAAAUGGUCAAAUAAAAGUUAAUUAAAUACAAUAUAGAUCACUAUAGGAUUAGCCUUUGCAGGUUGUAGAAUCGUGUAAGUGGUGCCCCUAGUGGCUAAUGCUGUAGAAUAUGGAACAUGUAUUUCCAAACUGAACUUCGUCUGCUAAACUUGUUCUGUUUCAUCACUUGAUGCACCAAUCAAAUUUUCUUUAACUU
Molecule: messenger RNA, 884 nt
Organism: Coffea arabica (coffee)
Lineage: Eukaryota; Viridiplantae; Streptophyta; Magnoliopsida; Gentianales; Rubiaceae
Product: homeobox-leucine zipper protein ATHB-52
Biological process (GO): positive regulation of DNA-templated transcription
Cellular component (GO): nucleus
Molecular function (GO): sequence-specific DNA binding; DNA-binding transcription factor activity, RNA polymerase II-specific
Source: RefSeq, a predicted model, not a curated record